This is a messenger RNA of Acanthosepion pharaonis, 2019 nucleotides long. The record is from the annotation of a GenBank genome assembly. NCBI's taxonomy places the organism in Eukaryota, Metazoa, Mollusca, Cephalopoda, Sepiida, Sepiidae.
AUGGGGAGGUUGUUCAUGAAUUCCCUUUCAUUCUACUUUUACUUUUCUUCUCUCUUUCUUGCCCUCUCUUUUCUUAAUUUCUCUUCUCUUAUUUUUCUUUUUUCUUCCUCUAUUUUCUUCUCUUUUACUUUCUCUUCUCCCUUCCUCUUCCUUCUUUCUCAUUUCCUAUACAUUUUUCCUUCAUCUUUUAUUCUUUUUCUCUCUCCUUCACUUUUCUUCUCACUUCCUAUCAUUCUUUUCUUUUUUCUCUUCCUCUUUCCCUUUCUUCUUUCAUCCUCUUCAUUCUUCUAUCUUCCUCUCUUUUUUCCUUCUAUUUUUAAAAAUCAAUCAUUCCUUUUCUAUCCCAAAAAUCUUCUUCAUUCUUCUAUUUUGUUUUCUUCUUUUGUUUCUCUUUUUUUUCUUUUUAUACAUCUUUUUUUUUUCAUUUUAUCUUCUGCUUUCUCCUCUUUCUCUCUCUCAAUUGUUUUCUUUCUCAUUUUCAUUUUAUCUUCUGCUGUCUCUUCUCUCUUUCUCCCUGUCUUUUUUUUUUCAUUUUAUGUUCAGCUUUUCCCUCUCUUUCUCACACUGUCUUUUUUCGUUUUAUCUUUUGCUUUCCCCUCUCUUUUUUGCAAUCCUUUUUCAUUUUAUCUUCUGCUUUUUCCUCUCUCUCACUCGUUCUUUUUCUUAUCUUUUGUUUUUCUCUUAUUCAAACUUUUUCUCUGUUUAUUAUGUUACUUUUCCCUCUUUUCUUUUUUUUUUGUCAUUUUUUUUACUUUCUCUCCAUUCCUGCUUUUUCUCUAUUUUUUUCCAUUCUUGACUUUUUCUCUUCUUGCCUCUUUUUUUAACCCCUCUCCUUCUUCUCUCUUCUGUUUCUCUCAUCUCUUCUUUCACUUCUCUCUUUUUCUUUCCUUAAAAUCUCCCACCUUUUCUUAUUUCCUCAUCAUUGCGCCCCCCCAUCUUUUCGUCUUACUCUGUUUUCUUUUUAUAUUAUCUUUACUCUCUCUCUCCUCAUCCUAUUUUUCUCCAAGACCAUCUCUCCCUUCUUUCUGCUAUCUUUUCCUUUUUUCCCUCCUCUUUCAUCAUCUACACUCUCCUCCCACUCACUGUCUAACAUUUCCUGUUAAAUCAGCUAAUUUUGAUCAAAUGUCAAACCUAGUAGCUGAUCUGUAUUUGCUGUCAUUUAAUCUCUUCUAUCACCUUCUCUCUACACCACUCUCUCUCUCUCUCUACACCACUCUCUCUCUCUCUCUACACCUCUCUCUCUCUCUCUACACCUCUCUCUCAUUUUCUAUACUUUCUUUUUUUUACUCUGAUCCUCUUUCUUUCCAUUUCUUCUUCUUCUUCCUGCUUUUUGAAUCCUUUUAUUUUCUUUCUCUUUCCAACUGUUUCUAUUUUUUUUCCUUUUCCAUUUGUUACUUAACCUUUUCUUUCUUUUUCAACCUGCAUAAAUUGUUGAUUUUGAUUCUUUUCAUCGUCAUUGUCUUUUUGAUCUUUUUCAUCAUCAUUGCCUUUUUUUAUUCUUUUCAUCGUCAUUGUCUUUUUUUAUUCUUUUCAUCAUCAUUGCCUUUUUUUAUUCUUUUCAUCAUCAUUGCCUUUUUUUAUGCUUUUCAUCAUCAUUGCCUUUUUUUAUGCUUUUCAUCAUCAUUGCCUUUUUUUAUUCCUUUCAUCAUCAUUUCCUUUUUUAUUCUUUUCAUCAUCAUUGCCUUUUUUUAUGCUUUUCAUCGUCAUUGCCUUUUUUUAUGCUUUUCAUCGUCAUUGCCUUUUUUUAUGCUUUUCAUCAUCAUUGCAUUUUUUUAUUCUUUUCAUCAUCAUUUCCUUUUUAUAUUCUUUUCAUUGUCAUUGUCUUUAUUCUUUUCAUCGUCAUCAUCUAUUUUUUAUUCUUUUCACUGUCAUCGCCUUUUUUAUUUUUUUAUCGUCAUUGCCUUUUUUAUUUUCAUCAUUGUGUUUUUUUCUUUUCAUCAUCAUCAUUUUUUUUUUCUUUUCAUCGUCAUUGCCUUUUUUAUUUCUUUUCAUCGGCAUUGCCUUUUUUAUUUCUUCUGA